Kluyveromyces marxianus DMKU3-1042 is the source of this 1740-nucleotide messenger RNA. Its product is annotated as fatty acid desaturase. The coding region runs from base 1 to 1740 and encodes 579 amino acids. Gene Ontology annotation, cellular component: membrane. The record is from RefSeq and is a predicted model, not a curated record. Gene Ontology annotation, molecular function: oxidoreductase activity, acting on paired donors, with oxidation of a pair of donors resulting in the reduction of molecular oxygen to two molecules of water. Gene Ontology annotation, biological process: lipid metabolic process. Lineage: Eukaryota; Fungi; Ascomycota; Saccharomycetes; Saccharomycetales; Saccharomycetaceae. The transcript has a single exon.
AUGAGCAAGAUUUUAACUCGACGUCAGAUCGAAGAUCGGAUUGCGCGAGGGCAGUCCAUUGUCAUAUUCGAAAACCUUGUCUUGAAUUUAGACAAAUGGGUCCAGUUUCAUCCAGGUGGAGACAAAGCAAUUUAUCAUAUGAUUGGUCGUGAUGCGACAGAUGAGAUGAGGGCGUAUCAUGAUGAUGAAACGACGGCAACAUUUAAAUUGUGGAGAGUGGGAAAAAUUGACUACAAAUGGGAGAAUAUGGUACCGCCAAUUCAGGGAGGUACUUAUAGACUACUAGACCAAGAUUCGCCUUCAUAUGAGGAUACAGAAGCCGAUGAGUCCGUGCUUUCGACCACAUGGAAAAAAGUCGAUAAGAGUGAUGAAUACACGAAGUCUCUAUCCACGGGAAAAAUGGCCGGUGAGACUGAAUACAAGCUUUAUCCAAAGAUACCGCAAGGUGUCAUUCCCUCGCUUGAUCUAAAGGAAGCGUACGAAAAGAAGGUUGUAGUAGAUCCCGCAGUAGUUUCUGAAAAUUUUGACAAUGAACGUGUGCAAAAUGAUCUAGAAAGCUUCCCUGCACUUGACGUGGAAACGCAAAAUUAUAUUGCAGAGGAGUAUCGGAAGUUGCACGAGGAGAUUACAGAUAUGGGUUUAUAUCAGUGCAAAUACUCUCGUUACUUGAAGGAAUUCCUGAGAAUCAGUACAUUAUUUGGAUUUGCAUUUUACCUCUUGAGCAAGAAAUGGUACGUAGCUUCUGCUCUGUCAUUAGGGUUUGGAUGGCAACAACUGGUAUUUAUUGCCCAUGAUGCAGGUCAUAUAUCUAUCACUCACAACUAUCAGAUCGACAAUAUUAUCGGUAUGCUAAUCGCCUCGUUUGUCGGUGGCUUAUCUUUGGGUUGGUGGAAAAGGAAUCAUAACGUCCAUCACUUGGUAACUAAUGAUCCAGUCCAUGAUCCGGAUAUUCAACAUCUACCUUUUUUUGCAGUCAGUACAAGAUUAUUUCACAAUGUCUACUCAACUUAUUACGAGAAGUUCCUUUGGUUUGACGGUUUUGCAAAGAAACUGAUUCCAAUUCAACAUUACAUGUACUACCCUAUCCUAUGUUUUGGAAGAUUUAAUCUAUACCGCUUAAGCUGGGUUCACGUCCUCCUUGGACAAGGGCCUCGUAAGGGUAAAGCUGCUUGGUUUAGAUAUUUUGAAUUAUGUGGUUUAAUUUUCUUCAACUAUUGGUUCUUUUACCUAGUAUGCUACAGGCAAUUACCAACAAUAUCAGAAAGAGUAAAAUACAUUUUGAUCUCUCAUGUCGCUACGAUGAUUGUCCAUGUUCAAAUUACUCUAUCACAUUUUGCCAUGUCAACUUCUGAUCUUGGAGUGACAGAAUCCUUCCCAAUGAGACAACUGAGAACGUCUAUGGACGUCGAUUGUCCUAGAUGGCUAGACUUUUUCCAUGGUGGUUUACAAUUUCAAGUUAUUCACCACCUGUUCCCAAGACUUCCAAGACAUAACCUAAGAGAUGCUCAACCGUUAACGAUCAAAUUCUGCGAGAAAGUGGGCAUCAAAUACUCUAUUUACGGAUUUAGUGCUGGUAAUGAGAUUGUGAUUUCUCACCUCCAGCAAUUAGCACAACAAGCGCACACAAUGCUCGAAUGCGCUAAAACAAUGAACAAAGAAGCAACUGCAACAAAAAACAGUAUUGAAAAGUCCAAGCCAACUCUUGCGGAGAAUGUUAGUUCAAUAAGAAAACAAGAAUAA